UAAAAAUCAUCCUUGCAUUCUCGGACUGUACGGUUAUCGUACAGGUACCCCUUUGCACGUAUAAGUAGAUGAUGAUGAUUUAAAAUGUUGAUCGAGCAUAACAGUCGAAUUAACUGAAUUGCAAGUUCUAGAUAGGUGUGAUGGGCUAUCGCAUUCAACAAUGAGAAUCUGGAACAAAACGUGAAGUUUUCGUGUUGAUGUGGAGAAAAUCCAUGAUAACCAUGGAAAUUGUUCAAACUAAAGUGAAGAAAGCUGCUGUAGACGAUAUAUCAGCUGAAGCUGUUUUAUACGAUGUUUUGGAUCAAAUUUUUAGUUAUUUUACUAUCAAAGAUCUGUGUCGAGCAGCCACAGUAUGCAAAUCAUGGCAACACAUUGCUAAUCUGGAAAUUUCUAAACGCAGCGACAUAGAGAGCUUGAUUUGGCCAAUAACACAUGACUCUGAUGUUGAUGAUUUUCACGGAGAUGAUGGAAAUGAUUGUACAAAAUCUAGAUUCUCAAAAUACAGAUGGCAUAUCAGUGAUUCUAUGAGAUCACUGCCAAAAUUAGUUCUUUUAUUCAAUGACGAGAACGAGACUGAACUAAGAAAUAUUGAGCAAUUUUUUGUCUACCACUGGAGUCGUGUGAAAGUUGGUACCAAAGUCGGAGCAAUUCACUCAGUAGCAGUCUUUAUGAACAGUACAGAAAUAGUCACAAAUUCUAAUUUAGGGGUUGCAAUCACUAUUCCGUCUACACCUAAAUUGAAACUUGCUGCUUAUUCACCAAAUGAUCUAGAAUUUCAAAGGCAUGCAAAAAACAGUACAAUAUCACAACUUGCUAGCCAAGCUGUGAAUAGUCUAAUUUCUACAGAAGAUUCACACAACUGUUUUAUUAUUUUUAAAAAUGAAGGUCCAGAAAUAAGGGAAGAUGAUCUUUUACACUCAAGGUCUUUUUUGACUGAGUUUACAAGUAGUUUAAAACAAAAAUGUAAGCCUGGUUCUUAUUCAAUAUGGGGUGGUGGAGUUCCACUGUUUAUAACGAAUGUUAAUAGUCUUGGAAUAAAUAGUUUUGUUUGGUUCUUUAUCGUGAGGUUAUCUGGUCCAGCCUUUGAUUCUUGGUCUAUAGUACUAAAUACAGAUCUAUCAGAUGUUGAAAAAGAAGAAAAGCUGACACGUUUAAAAAAAAAAUUACACUUGAAACCUGACACAAUAGCACUUGCGAUGACAUCAUCAAAUAGAAAUGAGACUUCUGAACAAAGACUAAGCAAAACAGAAAUAUUUAGGAAAAUAUUUCCCAAAAUAUCUCUCAUUGCCAUCUAUGAAGAAGAUGACUUUGUGCAACUUGGCAUGAAUACAAUUGACUGUGAUAUCAAUCCUCAAGUGGAACAUACAAAAUCUGUUGCCUACCUAAUCAUGACUACAAAGUGAACAUUUUAUUUUUAAUAAUACUUAUACUAUUGUAAAUAUUUUAUGUUUUUUUUUUUUACUGACAAUGAUUUUAUACUGAAUAUUUUAAAUUUCUUGAGAAAGACUAUAUUUUCAUAAUAAAUCUUAUCCGUCAAAUAUGAA
This is a messenger RNA of Nasonia vitripennis (jewel wasp), 1544 nucleotides long. RefSeq lists its product as uncharacterized. The record is from RefSeq and is a predicted model, not a curated record. The coding region runs from base 198 to 1403 and encodes 401 amino acids. Lineage: Eukaryota; Metazoa; Arthropoda; Insecta; Hymenoptera; Pteromalidae. Gene Ontology annotation, molecular function: protein binding. The transcript is spliced from 5 exons.